Messenger RNA from Amborella trichopoda, 1269 nucleotides. Lineage: Eukaryota; Viridiplantae; Streptophyta; Magnoliopsida; Amborellales; Amborellaceae. The record is from RefSeq and is a predicted model, not a curated record.
ACCGCGUCCUAAUAUUAUUCAUAUUCCGCUCUCCUUAAACGUGACCCAAGCUGUAAGACUCUAAGCUGCUCCCACACGCCCAUGUCUUAAUGAAUUUUCUCUAAUUUUAAGUUUUGGGAAGAUUUUGGACCAGAUUUCAGUUAAGGAAUGGACUUCAAUUCCAAAUUUGACAUUGCUCGCACUGCCGAAUUCAUUAAAAAUCGAGGUUUCCAUAGAGUUGCACUACAGUUUCCUGAUGAGCUUUUAAAAGACUCAAGGAGGAUUGUGGCUGCUUUGAGGGAGGAACUCCAGUCCUUAUCUCUCUGCCCACCUGAAAAUUUACAUGAGGCAAACCUGGCACAAGCCUUUGUUCAACUAUAUGUCAUGGCCGAUACCACCUAUGGUAAUUGUUGUGUGGAUGAGGUUGGAGCUUCUCAUGUCAACGCAGAGUGUGUAGUGCAUUAUGGACCCACUUGCUUAAGCCCCACCUCAAAGUUGCCUGCAUGGUUUGUCUUUGGCAAAGCCUCGAUCAAUGUCAAAGGUUGUGCAGAUUCUUUAUUUGAUUGCUUGUCCUCUAGUGACAAGCCCAUUCUGGUUAUCUUUGGUUUGGAAUAUGAACAUGCUAUUGGUAGUGUUAAAGAAGAAAUGAGCUUGAAAUCAUCAGCAUUAAGUGGGUGCAGGUCAAAGAUCCUUUAUGCAGAAGCCAAAUGUUCAGUUAUGCAUCCAGAAAAGAAUAGUAGUACAAAUAGUUCUUCUGGGCAGCCUGAAUUUGUGGAUUGUCAUGACCCUUGUGAUUCAUUUGAAGGGUGUGGCAGCUAUAGCCUUGGAGGUUUGAGAUGGACUUUACCUCAUGGGGGCAAGAUGGAAGACUACUUGUUGUUCUGGAUUGGUCCCGAUAAUCCAGCUUUUGGAAAUAUCGUACUUACAUACAAUGCUUGUGAAAUAGUUAGGUAUGACCCCAUGGAAGAUUGCUUGGUGAAAGACAAGUGUCAUCAGAAAAGCAUUCUCAAGCGUAGAUACUUCCUUGUGGAGAAAGCAAAAGAUGCAAAUAUUGUCGGGAUCUUGGUGGGUACACUUGGUGUUGCUGGUUAUCUGCAUAUGAUUUAUCACCUGAAAAAACUGAUUGAGGGAGCGGGAAAGAAGUCCUAUACAUUUGCUAUGGGAAGACCUAACCCUGCAAAACUUGCAAACUUUGCUGAGGUAGCCUCUCUCUCUCUCUCUCUCACACACACACACAGGCUUUGGAAUGCGUACGUCACUCGUGAGGGUACACUUGGACACCCUGAGUAA